Lipotes vexillifer (Yangtze River dolphin) is the source of this 1278-nucleotide messenger RNA. RefSeq names its product abhydrolase domain containing 2, acylglycerol lipase (gene ABHD2). The transcript has 9 exons. Gene Ontology annotation, cellular component: sperm plasma membrane; sperm flagellum. The record is from RefSeq and is a predicted model, not a curated record. Gene Ontology annotation, molecular function: acetylesterase activity; monoacylglycerol lipase activity. Lineage: Eukaryota; Metazoa; Chordata; Mammalia; Artiodactyla; Lipotidae. Gene Ontology annotation, biological process: medium-chain fatty acid biosynthetic process; acylglycerol catabolic process; medium-chain fatty acid catabolic process. Bases 1 to 1278 code for a protein of 425 amino acids.
AUGAAUGCCAUGCUGGAGACCCCCGAGCUCCCGGCCGUGUUUGACGGGGUGAAGCUGGCCGCAGUGGCUGCUGUGCUGUAUGUGAUCGUCCGGUGUUUGAACCUGAAGAGCCCCACGGCCCCACCUGAACUCUACUUCCAGGACUCGGGGCUCUCAUGCUUCCUGCUCAAGUCCUGUCCUCUUCUGACCAAAGAAUAUAUUCCACCUUUGAUCUGGGGGAAAAGUGGACACAUCCAAACAGCCUUGUAUGGGAAGAUGGGAAGGGUGAGGUCACCACACCCGUAUGGGCACCGGAAGUUCAUCACCAUGUCUGACGGAGCCACUUCGACCUUUGACCUCUUCGAGCCCUUGGCUGAGCACUGUGUGGGAGAUGAUGUUACCAUGGUCAUCUGCCCUGGAAUUGCCAAUCACAGCGAGAAGCAGUACAUCCGCACCUUCGUUGACUACGCCCAGAAAAAUGGCUAUCGGUGUGCCGUGCUGAACCACCUGGGUGCCUUGCCCAACAUUGAACUGACCUCGCCACGCAUGUUCACCUACGGCUGCACCUGGGAAUUUGGAGCCAUGGUAAACUACAUCAAGAAGACAUAUCCCCUGACCCAGCUGGUGGUCGUGGGCUUUAGCCUGGGUGGUAACAUCGUGUGUAAAUACUUGGGGGAGACCCAGGCCAACCAAGAAAAGGUUCUGUGCUGCGUCAGCGUGUGCCAGGGCUACAGUGCACUGAGGGCCCAGGAGACCUUCAUGCAGUGGGAUCAGUGCCGGCGCUUCUACAACUUCCUCAUGGCCGACAACAUGAAGAAGAUUAUCCUCUCGCACAGGCAAGCUCUUUUUGGAGACCAUGUUAAGAAACCUCAGAGCCUGGAGGACACGGACUUGAGCCGCCUCUACACAGCCACAUCCCUGAUGCAGAUCGACGACAAUGUGAUGAGGAAGUUUCAUGGCUAUAACUCCCUGAAGGAAUAUUACGAGGAAGAAAGCUGCAUGAGGUACCUGCACAGGAUUCAUGUACCUCUCAUGUUGGUGAAUGCAGCCGAUGACCCCUUGGUGCAUGAAAGUCUUCUAACCAUUCCAAAAUCUCUUUCAGAGAAACGGGAGAACGUCAUGUUUGUGCUGCCCCUGCACGGGGGCCACCUGGGCUUCUUUGAGGGGUCCGUGCUGUUCCCCGAGCCCCUGACAUGGAUGGAUAAGCUGGUGGUGGAGUACGCCAAUGCCAUCUGCCAGUGGGAACGUAACAAGUCGCAGUGCUCUGACACGGAACAGGUGGAGGCCGACCUGGAGUGA